Molecule: messenger RNA, 4348 nt
Organism: Carlito syrichta (Philippine tarsier)
Lineage: Eukaryota; Metazoa; Chordata; Mammalia; Primates; Tarsiidae
Gene: MORC3
Product: MORC family CW-type zinc finger 3
Exons: 17
Coding region: 204-3026 (940 amino acids)
Cellular component (GO): PML body; nucleus
Molecular function (GO): ATP hydrolysis activity; zinc ion binding
Source: RefSeq, a predicted model, not a curated record
GUACCCAGCUUACUCUUUCCAGUCCCGCAAUUCACCUGCCCCACACUACCGAUUCGGCUUUGCCUGGAGGCGGAAGUGAGUGGGAGGGGCAGGUUCACGGGCCGCCCCGGAAGUGGGCGGAGCACCAGCAGCCCUACAUUUGUCGCGUCGCCUCCCAGUCGGGUUGCGGCUGAGGCCGGUCCUGGCUUUGUAGCUCGCUCAAGAUGGCGUCGCAGCCACCCAGCGGGAUCCGCCUCAGCGCGCUUUGCCCAAAGUUUUUACAUACAAAUUCUACCAGUCACACUUGGCCAUUCAGUGCAGUUGCUGAAUUAAUAGAUAAUGCUUACGAUCCUGAUGUGAAUGCUAAACAGAUAUGGAUUGACAAAACAGUGAUAAAUGACCAUAUAUGCUUGACAUUCACUGAUAAUGGGAAUGGUAUGACUUCAGAUAAAUUACAUAAAAUGCUAAGCUUUGGCUUCAGUGACAAAGUCACCAUGAAUGGUCAUGUCCCGGUUGGAUUAUAUGGGAAUGGCUUCAAGUCAGGCUCUAUGCGUUUGGGUAAAGAUGCAAUUGUUUUUACCAAAAAUGGAGAAAGCAUGAGUGUGGGCUUCUUGUCUCAGACCUACUUGGAAGUCAUAGAAGCUGAGCAUGUUGUUGUCCCAAUAGUGGCAUUCAACAAGCACCGACAGAUGAUCAAUUUAACAGAAUCAAAAGCCAGCCUUGCUGCAAUUCUGGAACAUUCUCUGUUUUCUACGGAACAGAAGUUGCUGGCAGAACUCGAUGCUAUUAUGGGUAAGAAGGGGACGAGGAUCAUCAUUUGGAAUCUAAGAAGCUACAAAAAUGCAACAGAGUUUGAUUUUGAAAAGGAUAAAUAUGACAUCAGAAUUCCUGAAGAUUUAGAUGAGACAACUGGGAAAAAAGGGUAUAAGAAGCAAGAAAGGAUGGACCAAAUUGCCCCUGAAAGUGACUACUCUCUAAGGGCUUACUGCAGUAUAUUAUAUCUAAAGCCAAGAAUGCAGAUCAUCUUACGUGGACAGAAAGUGAAGACACAACUAGUUUCGAAGAGUCUUGCUUACAUUGAACGUGAUGUCUAUCGACCCAAGUUUUUAACUAAAACAGUGAGAAUUACUUUUGGAUUCAACUGCAGAAAUAAAGAUCAUUAUGGGAUAAUGAUGUAUCACAAAAAUAGACUCAUCAAAGCUUAUGAAAAAGUUGGAUGUCAGUUAAGGGCAAACAAUAUGGGUGUUGGAGUAGUUGGAAUUAUAGAGUGUAAUUUCCUUAAACCGACACAUAAUAAACAAGAUUUCGACUAUACUAAUGAGUACAGGCUUACAAUAGCAGCACUAGGAGAAAAACUGAAUGAUUAUUGGAAUGAAAUGAAAGUGAAGAAGAAUGCAGAGUAUCCUCUAAGUUUGCCAGUUGAAGAUAUACAGAAACGUCCUGAUCAGACAUGGGUUCAAUGUGAUUCCUGUCUAAAGUGGCGAAAAUUACCUGAUGGGAUAGAUCAGCUUCCAGAAAAAUGGUAUUGCUCCAAUAACCCUGACCCACAGUUCAGAAAUUGUGAGGUUCCAGAAGAACCUGAAGAUGAGGAUCUGGUGCAUCCCACUUACGAAAAAACCUACAAAAAGACCAACAGAGAAAAAUUAAGGAUCAGACAACCAGAAGUGAUCCCUCGGAUUAAUACUGAACUAUUGUUUCGGACAAACCCUGUUUCGAUUCCAAGCUUUUGUCCUGCAAAACAAAGUGUUCCAAGAGGACAUCUUUCAGAAGCGACAAAUUCUUACACAACAAGAAUUCUAAAUAAUCAUCGAGUUUCACCCCAGUCUGAGCCUGAAAGCAACAGCCUGAAACGGAGACUUUCUACUCGUUCCUCAAUUUUGAAUUUAAAGCAUCGGAGAUUGAGUAAUCAAGCAUUUGAAAAUUCAAUUUAUAAAGAUGAGGACAAUGAUGAAGAUGUCAUUAUCUUAGAAGAAAACAGUACCCCUAAACCUGCAGUAGAUCAUAAUAUUGAAGUGAAAUCAGAACAGAGUCACAUUGAACAAAGUGGUGUUCAAGUUGAGCUUGUGGAUGAUAAUGAGCCUUGUGGCCAGACUAGUUCAACAAACACCUCGACAUCCAGGUGUGAUCAGGGAAAUACUGCAGCCACCCAGACUGAAGCACCAAAUUUAGUUGUUAAAAAGGAAGAAACUAUUGAAGAUGAGAUCGAUUUAAGAAAUGAUACGGCAAUACUGCCCUCCUGUGUAGAAGCCGAAGCAAAAACACAGGAAACCCAGGAAACCUUUGAUAAAUCUGUAGAUGAUGCUGGCUGCCAAUUAAAAGAACUGAGAAGUGAACUAUUUGUAGUAACCCAAGAAAAAGAAAAUUAUAAAAGACAGUGUCAUAUGUUUACUGACCAAAUCAAAGUGUUACAACAGAGGAUACUGGAAAUGAAUGACAAAUAUGUGAAGAAGGAAACUUGCAAUCAGUCUACUGAAACUGAUACUGUAUUUUUACUUGAAAGUAUUAAUGGCAAAUUGGAAAGUCCAGACCAUAUGAUAUCUCAGUAUCAACAAGCAUUAGAAGAAAUAGAAAGGCUGAAAAAACAAUGUAGUACUUUGCAACAUGUAAAGGCUGAAUGCAGUCAGUGUUCCAGUAGUGGAAAUAAAAGUGAAAUGGAUGAAAUGGCUGUGCAGCUUGAUGAUGUAUUUAGACAGCUGGACAAAUGCAGUAUUGAGAGGGACCAGUAUAAAAGUGAGGUUGAAUUACUGGAAAUGGAAAAAUCACAAAUCCGUUCACAGUGUGAAGAACUCAAAACUGAAAUUGAACAGUUAAAAUCUACAAGUCAACAGAUAGCAACAGAUGUUUCAACUUCAAGUAACAUUGAGGAAUCUGUAAAUUAUAUGGAUGAGGAAAGCUUGAAACUUCGAUCUCUUCGAGUUAAUGUAGGACAGCUGCUGGCUAUGAUUGUGCCUGAUCUUGAUCUUCAGCAAGUGAAUUAUGAUGUUGAUGUAGUUGAUGAAAUUUUAGGACAAGUUGUCGAACAAAUGAGCGAAAUCAGUAGUACUUAAAGUACAUAUUAUGUAAAAUUAAAAAAUAUUUGUUCAGCUAUUUUGGUUGUAUAGCUUUGAAAAUACAAACAAUUUUGUUUUAUAGAUAUGAUAGGUAAGAGACUGAAGAACCAUAAUCUUUACUGUAUUCUAUGCAUUCAAGUGUGGUCACAAAGAUUGUGGACACAUUAUCAUACCUUUUGAAAUACCUGUAAAUUGUUGGUAUUGAGCAGCUGAUCCUGUUUUGAAUGUAAAUAUUUGUAAUUAAGUCUGCACAUAUUUUUUUAUUGCCCUAGAGUUCUUAAGUGUUUUUCACCAAGAGCUUUUCAGGUUGCCCCUGACCUUUGUGCAAUUUUUUCUGGUACUCUAAAGUGUAUUUUUCUCUUAAAUUGAGGGCUGUACAGUAAUACAAAUGGAAAUGUUACUUUUGAUUUUCUUAUAAAGGAGCUUAAGUAGGGUUUUUAAAUAAUGAAGUAGCAUUUCUGAUAAGGCUCUGGUUAUAAGUGAAUUGAGCAUUAAUUUUUUUCUAUAAAUUCAUAUCCUGAAACAUUUUAAUCAUGAACAUAAUGUAAGCAAAAACCAACUCCAUUUGACAGGAUUUUCUUGUGCUGAGAUUGCCAAUCAUGGUUAAACACAGUGUUUAUGUAUAGAACGAAGAAAUGAUCUUUAAUAGAAAAAAGUAUUGCUAAUAUUAAAUGACCACCAAACUUACUUUGAAGCCCAUUUUUGGCUGUUUAGUCAGCAUGAAGUGGGCAUGAUAAUUAAUAUUUCUUUUUGUGAAAUUUUCUGUACAGCCUUUUGUAGGAUUACUACAGGUUAAUGUGAGUUGAGGAAGAAAAUCUUUCUUGAACUAUGCUACAUAUCUUUUAUUAUAUUACAUACCUAAGUAUUUUAUAUCCUGGAGUUAAGGAACAAACUUCCCUAGGAUUAUAGUAUUACAUGCCAUAAAAUAUGCUUUAUUGGUCCCAUGUUUUGUGCAAUUUUAAGAGAUGGCUUUCUAUUAAGUAUGACUUUGUAUAUAUAAUUAAAAAUCAUAUUUUCCAUAACUAAAAUGUGCAUUAUUUUUUCCAAAGUUUAUCAUUGUUAUUUAUUUUUACUUUUGUUUUAGAACAUUUAAUACAUGUUCAUUUUGUAUGUAUGCUUAGUUAUAUGUCUGUCAUAUACAAUACUAAAUUUGUACUGUACAUAAACUUCUGAAAAGAGCAAAUAAAUGAAGAUUGUUUUUAUUUGCUUGAUAAAGUAAUUGAAAGUGUAUUUUUGGUAUGAAGCUGGUUUUCUGUCACAAUUGUAAUUGCCCAGAUUUUAAAAUAUCUUGUAAUAAAAUAAAAAUAUAUGAUGGCUAA